AUGGCUCUCCGGCAGCUUUACGCUCUCUCCGUGGCACUGGUGUGGGGCUGCGUGUCUCCCUCCUCCUCCUCCUCCCACCACUCCGCAGUUGCUCCCCCACAAGACCUUCAGGUCUCUGACCCUGGACUCCUAGGUGCUCUCGACAUAGAGUGGAAACCUCCACCCCAGGUACAAACCUCCGACGAAUGCACGGUGAAAUACAAGCUUGAGUACCGCAACGCUGGGGACAGAGACUGGAAGGUUAUUUUCACUAGGAAGCUAAAAUUCAGAGUUGGAUUUGACCUCAGCAGGACUGCUGAAGUGAAGGUGCAGACGCUGCUUGAAGGACGGUGUACCGGAGAUGUGGAGGUGCAAAGUGACUGGAUUUAUGCUACCUUUCAGGUCCCACUGCAAGGAAAACUAGAAUCAAAGGUUCAGAAUUUCCACUGCAUUUAUCAUGACUGGGAAUAUCUCAAGUGCACUUGGCAACCAGGUCUCCUCGCUCCUCGUGGCGUUCAUUAUGGACUAUAUUAUUGGUACGAGGGGCUGGACCACGCGGCGCAGUGUGCUGACUAUAUUCAGGAGAACGGUAUAAAUAUCGGCUGCACGUUGCAAAACCUGAGCCAGGCAGAAUAUACGGACCUGCGCGUUUGCGUCAAUGGUUCGGCGGGCGCCGCUCCGCUCCGGCCCGCGUGCUGAGCUGUUUGAUUGCACCUCUUGACCUUGUCUCUUUUUGGUCCCCCCUCAGCAAAGCCCUCACCCCCAAAGCAGCUGGUGGUUUCCAUGUCUGCGUCCGAGGAGCUCCACGUGGCAUGGAGCCCACCGGGGGGUGGAACGCCCCCCCAGUGCCUGCAGUACGAGGUUCAGCUGGCAGAAGGCGAGGGGGAAGCCACGGCUGCCUGGACGUCUGUGUCAACCCCAAUGGAGACUGCUUUAACAAUUCCCAGAGCCAAUCGAAGCCGUGUUUCAUGUGUACGUGUCAGAGGGAAAACAAAUAUUUUCUGUGCUGACCAGGGUUUUUGGAGUGAAUGGACACAGGAGUGUUUCUCUGUGUCCAGAAAAGAGGACAAGCAGAUAUUUAUCCUCAUUCCAGUCAUUCUGAGUUUGUCGAGUAGCCUCAUAAUAUUUAUGUUGAUUGGCCAGUGCAAGAAAAGAUCCCCAGCAGGAAAGCCAGCGCAUGCAUCGGUGGGAUGCUAA
Eurypyga helias (sunbittern) is the source of this 1176-nucleotide messenger RNA. It is a transcript of the gene IL13RA2, whose product is annotated as interleukin 13 receptor, alpha 2. The record is from RefSeq and is a predicted model, not a curated record. The transcript is spliced from 9 exons. Gene Ontology annotation, molecular function: protein binding; cytokine receptor activity. Gene Ontology annotation, biological process: cytokine-mediated signaling pathway. Gene Ontology annotation, cellular component: external side of plasma membrane. Lineage: Eukaryota; Metazoa; Chordata; Aves; Eurypygiformes; Eurypygidae.